AGUUUGAUCUUUGAAAUCUUUUUUCUCUCUCUCAGUUAUGUUUUGAUGGUGUGUUGUAAGGCACUUCCGCCGGUGUAAAUUUUAUUUUUCUGCACAAACAGAGAAAGACAGAAUAUUCAACAAGACUGGUAAAAGAAAAUGUGACAUCUCCAGACUGGGUUCUAUGUCUGACAGUAUCACAGUCUGUCACUGUGUGACAAGGACAGACUGGUUACCUGAUGCUGAAGAUUUUACAGACUGGUUCACUGAUGUGCAAAACUUUUAAAGGCUGGUUGCUGAUAUGCAAGGGUUAAAUGACUGGAUAAAGGAUGAGGUUUUCCAAGUUGUGGAAAUAAAAUGUUUUUACAAAGGGGGUUUUGGUCAGAGUGACAAUACAUCAGCAAUUUGCCACCAUCUGCCUACAGGGAUUACAGUUUUUGCAAACAUUUCUGAUAUGAUCUGACAUUUGACCAACUCUGGAUUUGUGGAAUCUAACCCAAAGAAAAUCCAGAGAGAAUGGCAAAUGUUGCAGUUACCCCACAGUCAAGCAACAAUGGAACAAGCUUCGAGCAACAGCACGUGCAGCAUGUGUACGAGGAAAUUGCGGCCAGCAUGAACGAUAUUCAACAUAAAGCAUGGCCAAAUGUGAAACGGUUCCUGAAAAAGUUCCCGCCUGGUUCUCUGAUAGCUGAUGUUGGUUGUGGUAACGGCAGGUACUUGAAUAUCAACAAAUCUACAUACAAAGUUGGUGUGGAUGUUUGUUCAGGGCUUGUAAACAAUGCCAGAACUAAAGGUUACGAAGUUGGUUAUGCAGACAACUUGAAUCUCCCCUUUCGAGAUGGUACUUUAGAUGGAGUGGUCUCCAUUGGUGUAAUACAUCAUUUCUGUUCAGUUGAGAGACGUAUCAAAGCACUACGAGAGCUAGCUCGGGUCCUGAGGCCUGGUGGCAAACUGAUGUUGUAUGUCUGGGCAUUUGAGCAAAAACAUCGAAAAUUUGACAGUCAGGAUGUACUGAUUCCAUGGAGGGGUAGUAGUAAGAUCCGACCAGUACGCACAGGUUCCUCUUCAUCAUUUGGAAUGUCCAGCACUAGCUCAAUCAGUGAGGAUGAAUCAGUGGUCCAGUCUACAGAGGCGAGUGAACAGCAAAGCAGUCAAAAUUCCCAACAGGCAUUGCGGCGUCAGAGUUCACUCAGUGCAGAUGAUGUCACAGCUUUACUUGAGCUCAAUGAGUUUAAACCAAAUUAUUAUUCCCUGGACUUCAGUGUCAGUCCGCAGCACACAAAUAAAGAAGGCAGUGAUAGUGAGCAAAUAUAUGUGUGGAAUAAGGGUGGUUUAAGAAAAGAGCAUAGUAAGACGAAAACAAACAAAAUAAUCAGUGAGUGCCGGAAAUUUGAGGCCUCAUUACGAGCCAUGUCAUCAGGUAGUUUAGAUCUGAUGGAAUCUAAAUGCAAGGAUGAGCAGUCAGUGAUGAGAAUAAAAGAAACUAAACAAGGUAUAAAAAAUGAUGGAAUUGAGAAUGUGAACUGCACUGCAAGUGAUAUUGACUUGACUGGAACAGAGAGUAUGAAUGGGAUUGUAGAUGAAAAAGAAUUGGGGAUUGCACUUGAUUGGAAUGUUGGGGAUCUGGAAACUGAUGAUUUUGAAACAGAAAUUCCAAAUCCUUGUACAAUUUGUGACACUGAUUUUAAUGAAAAUGGCUUAAAUGGUGAAAAGAUUGAGAAUAAUGGACAAAACAUUGUUGGUACAGAAAAUGACACAAAACUUUUACAUUCUACCACAAACAUCAGACGGCAAAAUCAUUUUGAAAGAACAUAUCAUCCAAAAGUAAAUCCUUUUAUGAAACAAGAUUCCUUGGAUCCAUACACAUUCAAUAAUGUCCUAUGCAGAGAUAGUAACAUUAAUAUUGAUAAAGGAAGUGCUGAGGUUGUCAGCACAAUCCAGGAGGAUUCUCAGGAUGUCUGUGUAGAAUUUAAACCUUGCUUGCAAAGUAAAGGUGCCCAAAAAAAGGAGAGGUCUUUCUUCAAUGCAGUAAAAUCAAAACUGUUGGAAAUAUUUGAUGAUAAGGAUGAAAAGACACGAAAAAAGAAAAAUAGUGUGCCGGAAAAGUUGAACAUAGCCACAAACCAUGUGAGACAUCCAGAAAGUCUGUUAUCCAGUGAGCAACUUGACCUUGCUUCAAAGUUAAACUUCAAGGUCAGGGAGUUUCCACUCAGUAGCUGUCUGGAUGUAGUGAAAGAGGACAAGAUUUCUCCUAGAGGAAAUCUUCUGUCGGACAGUGGCAUAGACCUGGAUAAUGAUAACUCUACAUUGGUGACUGGAGCAAGGAACCAGCUGAAGGAAAAUCGUCUAUCAGGAACCAGGGAAACAACAUCUUUGGAGGGAAAACUUUUUACAGAAAUGUGCAACGAAAUCUCACGUGACAGGUGCCAUAGUGAAAGUGCACUUCUUAAUGGAAUUUACGAUGGUUACAUAAAAAUUGAUAUCGACAGAUUGUAUGAGAAUGGUGAUAUUGGGUUAAACGAUUUUCACGGUAGUGCCUUACAGAAAAAUAUUGGAGAUGUCAAACAAGAACACGAUGGAGAGAUAUCUGAUCAUGAUUUUGAUGGCGAUGUUAAUAAUUUGCAAAAAGAAAGUUUGGUUGUAACACAAAAAUUGUCAACUGAAAAAUACAGUCUGACAAAGCAACAUUCAGAGAACUGUAUUACUUCCAGUGAGAAUGGUAGGUUACAGGAAAACUGUAAAGAAUUGAUAGAAGAUAGUCUGUCAAACAGGGAGUCGUUACCAUCAGAGCGAACUUGCAGAAUUGGAGAAAGCAGUAGAGAGGUAUGUGCAGAGCAAAAUGGGAGUACAGUGGCUGAAGUUAAAGAUGACUCAGUAUUUGAUUUAGAGGAUGAAGAAAUGUCGUCAAAAUUAUGUAGAUAUUAUCACGUCUUUCGAAAGGGUGAAAUCGAGACAUUGAUCUCAAAACAUAUACCUGACUUACAUAUCGUGCAAUGCUUUUACGAUCAUGCAAACUGGUGCAUUAUUACUGAGAAAUUGUAGAGAGGUAUUAGCAACACUUUGAUAUAGUUGGAUGCAAAACAUCUUCAUGUAGGACUGUCAUUUAUUUAUUGAAAAGAAGUAUAUGUGACUUUGUGUGAAAAUGGCUCCUGUCAGUGAAUAAAGAUAUUUAGCUGUGUAGACCCUUUAUAUGCCCCCUUCCACUAAAAUGGCCCUGAAUUACUCCAAGUAUAUUUUAUAUUAUUGGGUAUUUUAGCCAAAACAAGUAUAGGCAAUAGUAAAAUAUAAAAGUGAAAUUUUUAAAAUUUCGACACCUGGAAAGAUUCAUAAUCAAGAAUUAAUUCAUAUUUUUUGGUCUCUCAUUCAAUAAUUAUAUAUUUUUAUGUUAUAUUUCCUUUUUCAGCUGAAAAUGCCACACCAGGGGUAUUUCUGCAAAGUUUUUUUUUCGCACUAACAAGUAUUUUCAGAGGACUUUUACAUUACUCAUACAGUUGAAGAUCUAAACUGUUGGUAACUAUUUUUCUCUCUAUUUGGAUUUCUCCCAAUGACCUAGUGGGUAGUCACAAAGUCACAUUAUAUACCCUUUUUACAAUAACAUAUUAAUAGACAGAUUUUAGUAAUAUAUCAAUACAAAGUUAACCUUUAGCCUGCUAUAUUUCAGAAAUGGACUGUCAUUCAAUUUGGGCAUUAUCACAUCAUUCAAGGUGGUGUUCACUGAAAAUUUACUAACUGAAUAGCGAACAGUGGAACAGUGCGCACUAGUUAAAAUCAGCAAAGGUAAAAUCACUUGCCACAAGCAGGCUAAAGGUUAAGUUGGGAGAAAGUUGAACUUUAUUAUUGUAACUUUGAGAUACCGUGUUUUAUGACAAUGGAGGAAAUUCUAGCACUUCUGUAACGUCAGAUUUUCCUAUGAAAAAAAAUGUUAACAAUAUAUUACCUUUUCAGUUUUAUGAUCGCAACACCUGCAUGUUAAUUUGUUUUUGACUCCGUUAAAUUGUCAUUUCUCUUGUAAAGCAAUUUUACAGUGACAGCACUAGUUUUAUGCAUAGAUAGGAGAGAUACUACCUGUAAAACAUUGCAUUGUGAUUGCCAAAGCAUUAAUUUCUAUGAACAUAAAUCACAAAUCUAGUCACAAAUCUUCUAGUAAACAUUCUGUUUCCAUAUAUAGUUUCCACAUGUCCUUGAUAAUCAGUGUUAAAUGGUGCUAUUUUUAGCUUAUUGUGAAAUUAUUAUAUCCUGUUAGAAACUUGUUUCCUUGGAGAUGAAUCCAUGAGAAUGUUGAUAUACACCAUUAAUGAUUUGUUUUAGCUUUUUGUAUUCAAGCCAAAUCAUUGAAGAUAUGUGAGACUAUUUGAGCCGUGCCAUGGGAAAACCAACAUAGUGGCUUUGCGACCAGCAUGGAUCCAGACCUGCCUGCGCAUCCGCGCAGUCUGGUCAGGAUCCAUGCUGUUUGCUAACAGUUUCUCCAAUUCCAAUAGGCUUUAAAAGCGAACAGCAUGGAGCCUGACCAGACUGCGCGGAUGCGCAGGCUGGUCUGGAUCCAUGCUGGUCGCAAACCCACUAUGUUGGUUUUCUCAUGGCACGGCUCAUUUUAUGAUGAUUUCUUAGUUCCGUCAAUUUUCGAAAUAAAAAUUACAAUUAAAAAAUAGAAUUCCCAUAGCUUUUAUCUUUGAAUUUAAAAUUCAUGAAUUAAUGUUAUGCCAACAAAAUGAUUAGAAUUUACAUAAGGUAAAUAAUUGGGGCCUUUCUGUGGUUUAUCAUCUGAUAUACAAUGGUUCUGAGUUAGAUGCAAUUAAAUAUAACCACAAUGGCAUUAACGAUGAACCAUGGUGUGUACAGGGAUAAACCAUAUGAAUUAAGGUACAUGAUUAAUUGCAUUCCAAAAAAUAUUUCUCCAGUCACAAAAAGAAAGCUCCCUGUAUUCAAUAAGAGCUGUAGUAGCAUUAUGAAUUUAUACAAAUAUCUAGAGACAUUUUUUCCCCCAUAAUCUAAUAAUAAAUGGAACAUACUAUUGUUUUGUUGACAAAAGUAAACAUAAUCGUCUGAAUCCGAAUUUUAUACUUUUUCUCCAUUUUUAUUGGACAGAUUUUUUUGUUGUUGUUUUUUUUUCAUCAUUUUUUAAAUCAGUCUGUAAAGCGAAAAGUCGGUCCAAAAUGAACAAACUAGCAUAUUUCCCAAGCCCUGAUAGAGAUUAUUAUGGAUAUUUUGUCAUCAUUUCUUCAUUUUGAAAAAUUGUAAAAAAUGUACAAUGCAGCUUGCUUCACCCUUCAAUUCUGUUAUAUCAAAUGGGUCUGAUUUGGAAUCUCCCAAGUUCAGUUUCAACUCUGUCAUAAAUGACUUGCAGUAGAAUUAUUAUAUCGCUGUUUUAGAUAAUUAAGUUAUUUAUUGUGAUUGCAUUUUAUAUUGUGAUAAUAGUUAUUCCAUUUUCAAAUAGAUUUUGUCUUGUAUAUUAUGGGUUUUGCAGAAGUAAGAUGUAGUUUGUUUGUGCCAGUAAGAAGAUAUUGUACAUCCACAGUUUGAUGCUAAAGGUCAAAGUUACAACUGUAUUUUCAAAGAGUGCUCAAAGUUGAUUUCAUAGGAGAUAUUGGAAAAUUGAUUCAAAACAGUCUUAAAAUGAGUUCUAGUUGAUAUUGUCUGCAGAAUCUACUUAUUUGUUUACUGUUCCUUUUAGAGAAAUGGGAAAGGAUUUCAGUAAAAUGGAAAGGGACUUGAUAAUUAUUUUUGGUAUUUCUGAAACAGCCGAUAUUAUGUUCUUCAGGGGACAUACCAGCUUCUGUUAUUGUGCAAUUAAAACAAGUCUAAGUGAAAAUGAAUGCUAAUUGACACUAUAUUCAGAUUUUUACUCAUUUUAUGCUGCAAAAGCCUUAAUAUUACAACUUUGUUUCCUUUUAUAGCAUCUUAACGAGCUCGAGGCACCAUAAAAUCUGGAGGAAUUCUGCGGAUGAUGCAGCAUGAAAAAACAUGUUUUUUUUUCCUGAAUUUGAGAUGAGUAGAGUCACAAAAUCAUUUUUAUGUAUUUGAUAUGACUGCUUACCAUGUUUGAUUAUCCUGUCUCUUGUGUACCAUGUUUUUAUAGUGCAUUCUGUAUUUACAUAGAUAUUUUGUAGAGAUGCAUUUUUAUGUACAUUUUGUAAUUUUUUUACGACUUCAAGUGAUUGUAUUGUAGUGAUAGUUAGAUACAGUUAGUUUAUGAUAUGAUAGUAGAGAAAUAAGGUUCAGAUAGUAAUUGUAUUGUUUUAAAUUUUUGUUUUUAUUUAUGCAUAUUCAUUACACAUGCAUUCCAGACUGUGCUAAUACAUCCUAAUCAGAAAUAUACAUUCCUUUGAACAUGCAGUCAUACCUGUGCGAUAGACCUGCUGGAUGCUUCAUUUUCAGGUUUAAAUGUUUUUACAGUGUACAGUUACUGUAAGUACAUGUAACCUGUAAAGGCUGAUCACUACCAAAUCAAAUGUAAACUUGCGCUGGUAUAAAAGUAGUCCAAAUAUAAAUAGUCCCAAUCUUUCUUCUUUUCCUUGUGCCAUUUCUCAGUUGCAUUGUGUUUGCUUUUACUCUGCUGCAUUUCAGUAUGUAUGUGUAGCAUUCCGUCGACAUCGGCAUGUUCUUGUGGCAUGCUAGAUAAAAAUGGCGGCAUAGGAACUUUAAGUCUCGGAAAGAGACAUUGAAAGAAAUUCAGAGGGUUGUUUUAAAAACAUUACUAUGUACUUGGUGGACUUUAUAUGAAAUAAGGAACAGCCAGAUUUAGUGGUGCCUAAGUAAAGACAUAUUUUAGCGCUUCAAAACAUGGUCUUAAUGUACAGGUAUGACAAUUUUGAUCUCAAUUUUUUUAAAGUCACUGAUUUUUCUAUGCUGUUGCAUGUGAAAUACAAAGCAUGAUAGAAAAAUAAUACAUAUCAGUCAUGUGUAGUUUUUGAUUCUCUAUUCCAUUCAGUGUGUUGUGAUUAAUGUUGUGAUUGAUAGCUAGAGGGGGCUUCUUUGGGAGGUGUUAAGGUCACUGAAUUCCAGUCACUUACCUCAUGCUACUGUGGGUUCAUAACCUUGCUUUGGGCAUAUAUUUCUUUCAGCUGUCUUAUUGAAUGUCAGUUGUUCAAACAAGAUGCCCACAAUAUAUUGCCUGAAUUAAUACCCACAUGGGCACCUUGGGUGCUCCUCCACUGUCAGAAACUGUAAAGUCGCCGUAUGACCUAAAAUCAAGUGUUUGUGAUUUCAGCCCCAUCAAAGGCAUGCAUGAGUUAAUGCAUUAUGUUGUGUUUGCAGAAAAGGUUACAUGUUGUUCUGUUUAAAAUGGUAGUUUAUAGGAAAAUGCAUUUAUAGACAUGUAUACUUGUCUUUUACAAGAAGGGAGAUAAUCUUUGUGAAAACAACAGCUGGAUAUGUUGUGGGAGUAUAUGGCCAUGGUGUGCAUCAUCACUAAAACCUAAAAUCAAAAUUCUACAUUUAUACAGCUUUUUCUGUAUGUAUUUUUGGAUGACCAAAGAUAAUUAUGUGUUCAUUUUAAUAUGAUAACAUCAUUUGACAACCAUGUUAUGUUUGAGUUAGAGUCAUUAUAAAAUCAUUACAAACAGUUUAGCAUUACAAAAUGAGAAAUAGUCAAUAUCAAGAUUUAUUACAUUUGUUCAAUGUUUUAUUAAAAUAAACUGGUAGAUUAUAUUUGAAACUGUGACUGUUUCAAAUUUAGGGAUUUUCAUUUUAUAGUUUUCACUGUUAUGACUCUACAUUUUCAUAGUGGAAAAGAAGUUAAAUAAUUCUUUUAGAUUUUAAGCUUUGUAUUACAUUUUGAUAAGGUGGAGCACAUAUCUUUAUGUUCUGUAAUUAUUUAUUUACAUCUAUAUCUUUACUGAUUUUUAGCUCACGUGUUAUUGUGAUCGCUCAAUGUCCGGCGUCUGUCUGUCUGUCUGUGUUGUCUGUCAGCAUUUAGCUUGGGUAUGUGAUAGAGGCUGUAUUUUUCAAUUGAUCUUCAUGAAAUUUAGUCAGAAUGAUUGCCUUGAUGAAGUCUAGGCCAGGUUCGAAUAUGGGUCAUCUGGGGUCAAAAAGUAGGUCACAAGGUCAAAUCAAAGAAAACCUUGUGUACGCAAUAAAGACUGUUUCUUUUUCAAUUGAUCUUCAUGAAAUUUAGUCAGAAUGAUUGCCUUGAUGAAUUCUAGGUCAGUUUCGAAUAUGGGUCAUCUAGGUUCAAAAAGUAGGUCACUAGGUCAAAUCAAAGAAAAACCUUGUGUAUGCGAUAGAGGCUGUAUUUUUCAAUUGAUCUUCAUGAAAUUUGAUCAGAAUGAUCGCCUUGAUGAAAUCUAGGUCCAGUUUGAAUAUGGGUCAUCUGGGAUCAAAAAGUAGGUCACUAGGUCAAAUCAAAGAAAAACUUUGUGUAUGUGAUAGAGGGUGUAUUUUUAGCUCGACUAUUCGAAGAAUAGUCUAGCUAUUCUACUCACCCUGGCGUCGGCGUCGGCGUCACAACUUGGUUAAGUUUUUGCGUGCAAGUACAUACAGCUAUCAUUUAAAGGCAUAUAGCUUUGAAACUUAUUUAUUCUUUUUCUAGGUCAAUUACCAACCUCACUGGGUCAAGUUCCAUAACUCUAACAUGUAUUUUGAGCAAAUUAUGCCCCCUUUUGGACUUAGAAAAUUCUGGUUAAAGUUUUAUAUGCAAGUUACUAUCCCCAAAACUAAUGCAGAUAUUGAAUUGAAACUUCACAUGUGUCUUCGGGGUUUAUAAAACUAGUUGAUAGCACCAAGUCCCAUAACUCUGACAUGUAUUUUGGGCAAAUUAUGCCCCCUUUUGGACUUAGAAAAUCCUGGUUAAAGUUUUGCGUGCAAGUACAUACAGCUAUUACCAAAAGGCAUAUAGCUUUGAAACUUAUUUAUUCUUUUUCUAGGUCAGUUACCAACCUCACUGGGUCAAGUUCCAUAACUCUUAACAUGUAUUUUGAGCAAAUUAUGCCCCCUUUUGGACUUAGAAAAUUCUGGUUAAAGUUUUACAUGCAAGUUAAUAUCCCCAGAACUAAUGCAGAUAUUGAAUUGAAACUUAAAAUGUUUCUUCGGGGUAAUAAAACUAGUUGAUAGCAUCAAGUCCCAUAACUCUGACCUUCAUUUUGGUCAAAUUAUGUCCCCUUUCGAACUUAAAACUCUUUUGAUAUUUAACAUUUUGGGUAAUCAUUUCCUGCUUCUGUGACAAUAUUUCGAAUAGUCGAGCUUGGCUGUCUUACGGACAGCUCUUGUUCAAUUGAUCUUCAUGAAAUUUGGUCAGAAUGAUUGCCUUGAUGAAAUCUAGGUCCAGUUUGAAUAUGGGUCAUCUGGGAUCAAAAACUAGGUCACUAGGUUAUAUCAAAGAAAAUACUUGUUUAAACUUGAGACCACAUUUUUGGUCCAAUCCUAAUGAAAAUUGGCCAGAAUAUUUGUUUCCAUGAAAUCACUAGGUCAAACAUACUUACACUGUUAUGGUGUGUUUCUCAGGUGAGCGACCUAGGGCCAUCUUGGCCCUCUUGUUUAUAUUUUGGAAAGAAUUUCCUAUUUUUAUGCCCCCGAAGGGAGGCAUAUAGUUUUUGAACCGUCUGUCGGUGUGCCCGCAAUUUUCGUGUCUGGUCCAUAUCUUUGUCAUCCAUGGAUAGAUUUUCAAAUAACUUGGCAUGAAUGUGUACCACAGUAAGUCGACAUGUCGCGCGCAUGACCCAGGUCCGUAGCUCAAAGGUCAAGGUCACACUUAGACGUUAAAGGUCAUUUUUCAUGAUAGUGCAUUGAUGGGCGUGUCCGGUCCAUAUCUUUGUCAUCCAUGGAUGGAUUUUCAAGUAACUAUGCAUAAAUGUGUGGCACAGUAAGACGACGUGUUGCGCGCAAGACCCAGGUCUGUAGCUCAAAGGUCAAGGUCACACUUAGACGUUAAAGGUCAUAUUUCAUGAUAGUGCAUUGAUGGGCGUGUCCCGUCCAUAUCUUUGUCAUUCAUGCAUGGAUUUUAAAAUUAUUGGCCAUGAUGGUGUGUACCACAGUAAGACGAAGUGUCGCGCGCAAGACCCAGGUCUGUAGCUCAAAAGUCAAGGUCACACUUAGACGUUAAAGGUCAUAUUUCAUGAUAGUGCAAUGAUGGGCAUGUUCGGUCCAUAUCUUUGUCAUUCAUGCAUGGAUUUUAAAAUAACUAUGCAUGAAUGUGUGGCACAGUAAGACAACGUGUCACGCGCAAGACCCAGGUCCGUAGGUGAAAGGUCCUAAACUCUAACAUUGGCCAUAACUAUUCAUUCAAAGUACUAUGGGGGGCAUGUGUCAUCCUAUGGAGACAGCUCUUGUUUGUAUUAUUCAUAUUCUUUUGCAUUGCGACAUCAUGACUUUGAUGUGAUGUUGCCCUGUACAUUCGACAAAAAAUAAACAUUGAAAAAAAACAACAACAUGAAAUGAAAAGAAAAUUUUCUGGUAUUUGAAUCAAUCUAAGGUCAAAAUAUCUUUAAUUCUUGAACACCAGAUUUAAUAUGUUCACUCAUGGUCUUGCAAAAUUUUGAUGAAAGAUAUUUCAACUUACAGGGAAACAAACAAAUAUCCUCAAUAUCUUUACAAACAUUACCAACUUUGUCUUUUUUGCCAGAGACAAAUUUGGUUGUCUCAAACAUUUACUGAAAAGACACUUUUUUCAAAUGCUACAUAUAGAUAAUCUUUUUUGACUACGCCAAACAUUCCUGAGAUUAUAAUUUCAUAUUGCUUUGUUUAAUUAUAGGAAGGCUUUUCAUUUGUACUUUUGUAUUUGUCUUUCAAUGAAACAGACCUAUUUCAAUGUUUUUUACUUUCAUUUGAUGCUUUCAUUCCAGAUAUUUAGAUACAGUAUGUUUCCAUGUUGAUUUUUUUACUUAGUUUGACGCUUUCAUUGCCACUACUGUAGAUAGAUAGUUUUGGAAUCAGAAUAUUUUUAUGAUUUGAAAGUCACAAGUGUUGUACCCUCAUUAUCUCGGGUCUCAUAGCCAUUAAAUUUUAUGUCUUGUGAGAUAAUGUUGCUUUAGCUACUGUCUAACCAUAAAAAAUAUUUAUUUACCUAACUACAGUUGUUGAGUUGACAUUAUGUCACAUAAUAUUAUUAUGAUGUCACACAUCUGAUAAGAAAUUUGCACAAACAUGUUUACAUUAACAUAGUUUAAAAUGAGUGGGUGAUGAUAUAUUUUGCUGCUGUGUAGUAAAUUGGAAUCUGCUUUUGUAUCUAUAUUAGUAACAGUUACUAUGGUUUUGUGCCAAGGCAAUGAUUUAUUUUGUAAUCAUUUUUGCUUAGAUGACAAGUGAUAAUGAUUCAGUUUUGUGCAAUGCUAUUGCUUUAUAUACUUUGAAAUUGAUGUAAAGUGAAGAUAAUUUAAUUUUUAUUUAAUUCUUGCCUCGUUUUCAGGUUUUAUUUAUUUAGAUAUAUUUAUUUAGAGCUUUGAGCAUAAUCUAGUCUUUAUAUACAGUCUUAUUGUUAUAACAGUAACAAAUACUUUGGACUCUAAAGAUCAUGUCAAAAAUAUUUUUACAGUCCAUAGGUUAAGCUUAAAGGUCUAUAAUGACCAGGUACUAUUUUUCAGCUCACCUGAGCACGUGAAUCAGUUAUUUUGAUCACUCUCUGUCCGUUGUUCAUCCAACUGUGGCUCAUCUGUCCAGACUUUUCUUCGAACAACUUUCCUCUGAAACCAAUUUGUGAAAGUUGAUCAAACUUGGCAUGGACGUUCCUUGGAUGGUAUUCUACCAAAGAUUUUCAAAGAGUUUGAUUCCAUGCAGAGUUUUGUUUGAAAAAUGAAUUUUUUAAAAAAUUAUCUCCUCCUUGGGGGUUGGGGGUGGGGGUGUCACCUGUUCCUAAAACAAGCUUAUAGCAUUGUGUACAUGUACCAAAAAAUCAUGUACCCAUUUGAGUCAGGUGAGCGAUGCAGGCCAUCAUGGUUCUUUUUUAGCUCGACUAUUCAUAGAAUAGUAGAGCUGUUGGACUCGCCCAUGCGUCGGUGUCUGCAUCCCGGUUUGGUUAAGGGUUUUGUAUGUAAGCUGGUAUCUCAGUAACCAUUUGUGGGAAUGGAUUGAAACUAAACACACUUAUUUACUGUGAUAAACUGACUUACACUGCACAGGUUCCAUAACUCUAUUUCGCUUUUUUACAAAAUUAUGCCUCUUUUUCGACUUAAAAAUUUUUGGUUAAGGUUUUGUAUGUAAGCUGUUAUCUCAGUACUAACUAAUGGGAAUGGAUUGAAACUUGACACACUUGUUCACUGUCAUGAUCUAACAUAUACUGUGAAGGUCCCAUAACUGUACUUUGCAUUUUUACAGAAUUAUGCCCCUUUUUCGACUUAGGCAAAAGAGAUUAUUUUAUUGACUUAUGUUGAUUUUAUAAAAUUUAAAUGUGAUCAUGUAAUAAUUUUUUUAAAAAACAUGUAAUUUACCAUAGGCUCAGUGGCCCGCUAGUAAGUCCAUAGUCUGUUGUAAUAACAUUUGCCUUGUAGCUGUUGGCCAGUAGGUAUGGAUUAAGCUAAAGUACAGCUAAAUUGUGACAUAAUCUUUACACAGUAGUGUUUUCCUAUGCAUGCUAUACACUACACAAGGUUUAGUAUUAUUUUUAAAUACAGACAAACAUGUGUUUAGUAUCUAAUCAAGAGAGUGGCACAAUCUGGCUGCUUAAAGCAGGUGACUGUUUAAGACAAGGUGAAGUUACAAGAAAAAGUAAUUUUGAAAAGUUAGCUGACUGGCUGUUUAAGGCAAGUGGCUGUUCAAUACAGCAAUACAGGUGGUCACUGUGGCAGGUUCAGCUGUAAAUACUCCCUUGAUCUCUUACAGUUCCUGACAAACAAAAAUACUCCAACAACUUUAACAUGUCUCUUGUGUUUACAUUUAAAAUGAAUUAGAUAUUAAGAUAUGUCUUUGUAUUGUGUCUGAAAUUGAGAGUUAUAAAAUAAUAUAAUUAUAUAAUAUAUAGAAUAAAAUUGCCAAAAUACUUUAAAUGACAAUGUAUAUAACAUUGUUUUUAGUGGAAAAUAGAUCUGUAGUCAUUGUAGGUCGUACCUAGUAGAAAUAUGGUCCCAUAGAGUAGACUCAGGUUGUAAUAAUUUUAUCUAUUGUUUUUGUUAUAAGGUUUGUGAUACAUGAAUAAAGUCAUGGUACUAUAAAGUAUAA
Mercenaria mercenaria is the source of this 13062-nucleotide messenger RNA. RefSeq lists its product as uncharacterized. Bases 496 to 3021 code for a protein of 841 amino acids. The record is from RefSeq and is a predicted model, not a curated record. NCBI's taxonomy places the organism in Eukaryota, Metazoa, Mollusca, Bivalvia, Venerida, Veneridae. The transcript is spliced from 8 exons. Gene Ontology annotation, cellular component: cytoplasm; nucleus. Gene Ontology annotation, biological process: tRNA wobble uridine modification. Gene Ontology annotation, molecular function: tRNA binding; S-adenosylmethionine-dependent methyltransferase activity.